AUGAACAUCAACUCGCCUUUUUAUAUCCAUACAAAUGCAUCAGUGCCAGCUGUAUGGCAUUAUGCUACAGGUGUAUAUUCUUUAUUAUGUUUAUUAUGUGGUACACUAUCAAAUGGUUUAGUUAUUUUGGUAUUCAUCAGAAAUUCAGUUUUACAACAACCAAAAAAUUUUCUUCUUAUUAAUCUUGCUUUAACUGAUCUUGGAUUAAUUCUUACAAAUACUUCAUUACAUAGCAUUGCAUCAUUUAAUAAAAAAUGGCCAUUUGGACAACAAGGUUGCAGUUUUUAUGGAUUUUGUGGUGGUGUAUGUGGACUUACAUCUAUUGCAACGAUGGCUGCUAUUGCACUGACUCGUUUAGCUGUUGUUAUUGAUCCAUUUAGUUCAUUGAGAUUGACUGAACGUUUUGCAUUAAAAUGUAUUCUAUGUAGUUGGAUAUAUGGUUUAAUAUGGAUGAUUCCACCAUUAUUUGGUUGGAAUCGUUUUGUUUUAGAAGGUUUUGGAACAACUUGUACAUUUGAUUAUAUUUCCAAAGAUUUUUGGAAUCGAUUAUAUAUAAUAACCAUAGUGAUAGGUGGUUUUUUAAUUCCAUUAAUUAUAAUUAUUGUUUCAUAUUCAAUAAUUCUACAUAAACUAUCAAAACGUAGUCAUCAUUUAAUAGAUCAAAAUGUUUAUAAGCAAUCAUUUCCAAUUCAUUUAGAACAGCAAAAUGGUUAUUAUUUUAUUUCAAAUUCACCGAAUUAUGAAACAUAUCGAAAUCGAACAAAAACAUUUUUCGAAUCAAAUGAAACGACUCGAAUGACACAAAUCAUUCGUCAUACAGAAGCUCGUGCUACACGAACUGCAUUAUUAGUACUUUUUAUAUAUUGUAUCGCUUGGGGGCCAUAUGCAUUUAUGACUAUUCUAUCACAAACUGGUUUUGAACAUUACGUCAAUAUGUACACAACAGCAACACUUGGUUUAUUCACAAAAACAGCAGCAUGUAUUAAUCCUUUAGUAUAUGCACUUUCAUCAUCUGGAUUUCGUCGAUAUAUAUGUAUAUAUUCGAAUUUCUUUUAUAAAUGUUAUCUUCGAUCUUAUCCAAUAUCAUCGCCAACUUAUGAUUUCAAUCGAAGAAAUUUAACUAUAACAAUUACUGCUCGACCAACAGCAUCAGUUUGGUCACAACAAUAA
Molecule: messenger RNA, 1170 nt
Organism: Adineta steineri
Lineage: Eukaryota; Metazoa; Rotifera; Eurotatoria; Adinetida; Adinetidae
Source: the annotation of a GenBank genome assembly